Triticum turgidum subsp. durum (durum wheat) is the source of this 1491-nucleotide messenger RNA. The record is from the annotation of a GenBank genome assembly. NCBI's taxonomy places the organism in Eukaryota, Viridiplantae, Streptophyta, Magnoliopsida, Poales, Poaceae.
AUGGCUGGUCUUGUGGCAUGCAACCCAGACAAACGGCGUGAGCAUUGGGAGAAUGUUUGCACAACCAUAUUUCCAGAAUCAGGAAAAGUAGGUGCGUAUGAACUUACACAAGAGGAAGUCGGGAGGAUAGUUAGCCAUUGCUACAAUGAUAUGUCUGCUGAGAUCCAGACUUGCUCACUGUAUUUGAGCAUAUUUCCCAAGGGGUGUAAAAUCAGCAGGAAGCACUUGAUGAGGCGAUGGAUAGCCGAAGGUAUUGUCUGCGAGAAAGAUGGGCUGGGUGUAGAUGUUAUUGCGGAGACAUACUUCAAUCAUCUCAUAAGGAGGAAGAUCAUCCAACCAGUGGAGCACAACGGCAAUGGGAAGGUGAAGAAAUGUGUGGUUCAUGACAUGGUUCUUGAGCUCAUUGUGAAAAAGGCAAGUGAAGAGAAUUUCAUCACCGUGAUUGGUGGUAACUGGUUGAUGCAGCUGCCUAGCAGCAAGGUCCGUCGGCUGUCCAUCCAAGACAAUGAUUCCAAACAUGCAAAGGAUACAGAGAAGAUGAACUUGUCUCAUGUCAGGUCACUGACCAUUGUUGGGAGAUUGAAGAAACAACUCUCUUCCCAUUCGUUUGGAAUUGUACAGGUCCUGGAUCUUGAAGGCUGCAAGGAUUUCAAACAACACCAUAUAACUGAAAUAUGUGGAAUGUUUCUUCUGAAGUAUCUGAGCCUCAGAAAAACAGAUGCUAAGCAACUUCCUGAUAAGAUCGGAAAGCUUAAGAACCUUGAGACGCUAGACAUAAGGGAGACUGGAGUUGUGGAGUUGCCAAAAGCUGUAUGCCAGCUCGAAUGGUUGGUUAACAUACUUGGUGGGGAUAAAACAACACGGAAAGCAUUGAAACUUCCUGAAGAUUUGAAGAAGAAAAUGAAGGCACUAAAGAUACUGUCAGGCAUUGAGAUUGUGGAGAAAUCAUCUGACCUUCGUCAUUUGACCAAGCUUAGGAAGAUUGCUAUCUACAAGCUGAAAACUUUGAAGAGUGAUCCGACUUUAGAGGCGUUAAGGUCUUCUAUCGAGUACCUAGGUGGCUGCUCUCUGCAAACCCUCAUUAUUGAUGACGAAUCAUCUGAUUUUGUCAAAUCACUGGAUGGUUUGUCAUCCCCUCCAAGAUUCCUUGUUGCCCUUGAGUUAUCUGGAAAGAUGAUUAAGCUCCCAAACUGGAUCACCAAACUGAGUGCUCUCAACAAGUUAACCCUCUCAUUGACAGCUCUCCGGACAGAUAACUUGGAGCACCUGAGUAAACUAGGCUCAUUGUUUUCUCUCACCUUCUGUAUUAGGGCCAAUCAACAAGACCGAGAAAUACUAGCCAUUGUUGCGGAAAACAAGAUGUACUCCAAGGGGGUGAUCAUAGUACCGGCUCAAGGAUUCGAGAGUCUAAAGCUCCUGUGUCUCUCUGGUCCUCUAUUGCCAAUACUGAGAUUUUCAAGUGUGGCCAUGCCAGAGUUGGAGAAGGCUUGA